AUGGCUGCCAAACAAGCAGCAGUCAGUCUCACUGAGACACUCCCCGUCCGAUUACGAAACUUCUUUGCCCGUUAUCCUCCCCAAUUCUACUCCGCAGCCGCAAUCCCCAAACCCACACCACCCGCCGACGCAACUCUCCCCUCCGCCGCUCCAGUCCCCUACACUCCGUCCCGUAGCGCGAAACCCUCCAAAGCAGCCGAAUUGGCCAAAGGUCAAUUCUCAAUAACCGACUCCAUCCUCCGGUCGAGCGCAGAAUACCCGAACCCUUUCCUCCCACAUAAAAGCCCCGAGACCGGUCACUGGCGCGGAGCGGUUGUGUCGCUCCGCCGACAAAAUGAGCUAGUCAAGCUAGCGCAAAGAUUUGGCGUAGAGGAGCUACUACCGCCGGGACGGAAGUCGUCAGAAUAUCGUGAGGCGAAGGUGGUUGAGAAGGGAUUGAGGAUUAAGGGUACCGGUAUUGGGCAGAAGGUUAAGGGUCAUAAGUGGGAGAGAACAAUGCAGGGCAGGCUGGAAGAGAGAAGGAAGGCGAUGUUAGAGAUGCCUGAGAUGAUCAGGUUAUGGAAACAGCGUGGUCACGGAAGAGGAUGGAAAAAAUAUCCUCGAAAAUAA
Uncinocarpus reesii 1704 is the source of this 609-nucleotide messenger RNA. RefSeq lists its product as uncharacterized. Bases 1 to 609 code for a protein of 202 amino acids. The record is from RefSeq and is a predicted model, not a curated record. Lineage: Eukaryota; Fungi; Ascomycota; Eurotiomycetes; Onygenales; Onygenaceae. Gene Ontology annotation, cellular component: mitochondrial large ribosomal subunit. The transcript is spliced from 2 exons. Gene Ontology annotation, molecular function: structural constituent of ribosome.